UAAAUCGUGGUAGUAUUCGGAAGAAAAAAAUUAGGGCUUGAAGAGAAAGGUAUAAUCGUGUGGCGAUCCGCCAUGGAUUCAGAGGAAGAGAAAAUGGAAGAGAUCCACAAAACAUCAUCACAGUCUCCAACGUUACGCCUCCUCAUGCAGUGGUACGGUCCGUACGGACUCUACCCAAAGCACACACAACGGAGCUCUAAACAGUCGAGAACGUCCUCAUCAAAUGAUGAUCAAAAUCAAGUCUCCGAGAGAAGAUUCUCAGGCUCUUUUCCUCCUGAUCUAGCGUGGGAGAUUCUCUCAAGACUUCCUGCGAAAUCAAUUGUGAGAUCUCGCGCCGUCUCUAAGCUCUGGUCUUCAAUCACCACAAAUCCAGAUUUUAUCAAACCGUUCCCUGCUCUGUCAUCAUCAAGUCCGUGUCUUUUGAUGAUUUUCCAAAAAGGCGAGACGCGAUUCGUCUUCUCGUUUCCUCAACACCAAAACCCCGUCGAUGAUGAUCCUUAUUCGCAAGUGGAGCGUUACGAAGAAUCGAUAAACCCUGAAGAUCGUCACUUGUCCUGUUCUGAUUCCGUCCACGGCUUGAUCUGCUUCGAGACUCCUACAAAUCUCGAGAUUUGGAACCCAACCAUAAGACGCUUCUUCACUUUACCUAAACCUGAAAGCAGCUUGAGCUACCUAAGAGGCUUUUUGGGAUAUGACCCGGUCGAGUGUAAAUACAAAGUUCUGAUUUUUCUUCCAGAAACAGAGAUUCGAGUUCUUACUUUGGGAGCUCAAGAAUCAUGGAGGAAGAUCAAAGCCAGUCCUAUGCAUUGUUGUACCCCUACUUCAGGUAACAAGGCGCGAUGCGUUAACGGGGUUCUCUACUAUAUAGCUAAAUCUGGUUUGACUAUGAAGGAGGCCAUAAUGAGCUUUGAUCUCAGAUUAGAAAAGUUCAAUUUGAUUGAAUUUCCGAUGGAUGAUCACAGUAACGUUUUGAUGGUAACUUAUGAGGGAAGGUUAGGUUUAGUUAGUUCCAUGCCUGAUGAUGUUAAAAUAUGGGUUUUGGAGGAUGCAGAGAACAAGAAAUGGUCGUAUAAACGCUUUGUUUUCCCUCAGUCGUCUCACCAAGAAUGGAUUUGGUUCGAUUUCAAAGGUGUUACCGAUGCCGGUGAGCUUAUUUAUACGCCGAGUAGUUUUUAUGAUUCGUUCCAUGUUGUGUAUUUUGAUCCAAAGAAACAGAGCGUAAGAGAAACUAAGUUUGAAGGAGUUGCUUGUGAUGAAUUUAGACGACUUAAAGGACUUGGAUUCCGUCCUUUCCAUGAUUUAAAUGUUUUCCCGGAUCACAUUGAGAGCCUCUUUUCCUUGUAACUAAGAGCGCUCUUCACCACCAUUAAUGUGAUUUCUCAAGAUUAGGUUUGAUGUAUUUAGGGUUUUCGUUGUCAUGAUUUGUUAUCAUUCUUUAAUUUGGAUCUAUCCCAACAUUUUAUAUAACAA
Molecule: messenger RNA, 1470 nt
Organism: Eutrema salsugineum
Lineage: Eukaryota; Viridiplantae; Streptophyta; Magnoliopsida; Brassicales; Brassicaceae
Product: F-box protein At5g18160
Exons: 1
Coding region: 73-1344 (423 amino acids)
Molecular function (GO): protein binding
Source: RefSeq, a predicted model, not a curated record